AUGCAGAAACAAGCAGUGGGAAUAGAUUUGGGAACUGUAAACUCUUGCAUGGCAAUUUAUAAACAUGGGAAGGUUAAUAUAAUUGAAACACGUGAUGGAAAAACUACGCCGUCUGUCGUAUUCUAUGAUCCAAAAUCCAAUCAGGUGCUUCUAGGAAAGUCUGCAAUAGAUGACGGCUUUCAAGUGGAAAAUACAAUUUACGAUACAAAAAGAUUCAUAGGGAAGUCAUAUGCCGAGGAUGCGGUCAAGUCAAUAUAUCAGAAGUACCCAUUUACUAUUAAAGAAAAUAAUAACAAAGUUAUCUUCGAGAUUCCUCUAAAGAAAAAACCAAUAAGUAAGACUCCCGAAGAGGUCAGUUCGGAAAUUCUACGUUAUUUUAAGGAGUGCUUGUUGUCGGACUACGACGAAGAGGAAAUUGAUGAGGUGCAUGCGGUGAUCACAGUGCCAGCAUACUUUAGUACGUCUCAAAGGAAAGCUACUUCAGAUGCCGCCGAACUGGCUGGAAUAAAAGUGUUGAAACUUAUGAGUGAGCCUACGGCCGCAGCACUCUUCUAUUUUCACAACACAGACAUUAAGUCUAAUAGAGUGAUGAUAUUUGAUUUAGGAGGCGGUACCUUUGACAUUUCGAUAAUUGAAAAGGACAACGAAAAUAUGAAUGUUUUGUGUGUAGAUGGUGACAGUUAUUUGGGCGGAAGGGAUUUUGACGAAAAUUUGGUGGCUUAUUUCAAAAAGUCCCUUGGUGGCACCAACUGGUCGCAAAGACUGACAAGAAGGCUAAGAGUGGCUGCAAAGAACAUUAAAGAAGUAUUAUCAACAACAAAUGAAUGCACAGAAACUCUUUACCAUUUCUAUGAACAUAAUAAACAUCAGACAUUUUCAAUCACCAGAGAUGAGUUUAAUGAAAUCAAUAAGCAUCUUUUCGAAAAGACUAUAGCCAUUGUGAAAAAUUGUCUUUGUAAAAAUAAAUUAACCACGGAUGAUUUAGAUCACGUUAUUUUAGUAGGAGGAUCCACAAGAAUACCAAAAAUCCGAGAAUUAUUAGGUCAAUUGUUCGGAGCUGAAAAACUUAUUUUAUACCUAAACCCAGAUGAAGCUGUAGCUGCGGGUGCCUCAAUUGAAGCUUACCGAUUAUCUAGAAGUAAAGACGAAUUACUAGAAGAAGCAACAGAUAAAUUACAAUCAAUAAAAAUAAAAGAUGUAAUCCCAUUCGAUUUGGGUGUCCGAAUUUUCUUCGAUCUGUUCGUUCCUAAUAUAUUAAUGAACACACCUCUUCCAAUAAAUAAAACUUGCAUUCUGUACAGCUCCAGUAACGAUCAACCUCAAGCAGAAAUUGAUAUUUUUGAAGGUAAAUGGAAAUAUGCCCACGCAAAUCAUUUCCUGGAUAAGGUGCAGAUCCAGCAGAUGCCAGAAGGAGAGGUGGGCAAGACUGAAGUACAUUUGAAUUAUUCUAUAGAUGAAAAUGGAAUUUUGACUAUUAAAGCUGCGGUCAAAAAUACCGACAAAGUCGAAUCAAAAGAGAUCCCUUUAAAUUCAGAACGUCUAAAUGUUAAAUCUGUGACCAAAUGGAACGAAGAUCUGGAUAGGGAAUUUGAAAGAAAAGCCCUCCUCCAAAACUGCUCGUAUUAUUUGUGCUCCAAAUACAUAUAUUCGGAUAGUGGAAAUGAAGAUGAGUUUCAUCGGGAUUGGUGCGCAGAAAUAUUGGACUACGUGGAAAAUGCGAAAAACUCAAAAGAACUGAGCGACGAACUGCAUAAUUUUCUCGAUGAGUUUCCAGAUAGAUCUUCCAAGUAUAUUAAUUUAUUGAGACGAGUUUUGGAGUCUUCGGAGACCAGUUUAGAGCUAUUACGUGAAAUGUGGUUUAACAGGAAAAAAUAUUUUACUUAA
Messenger RNA from Aethina tumida (small hive beetle), 1884 nucleotides. RefSeq names its product heat shock 70 kDa protein II-like. NCBI's taxonomy places the organism in Eukaryota, Metazoa, Arthropoda, Insecta, Coleoptera, Nitidulidae. The transcript has 3 exons. Gene Ontology annotation, cellular component: cytoplasm. The record is from RefSeq and is a predicted model, not a curated record. Gene Ontology annotation, molecular function: ATP hydrolysis activity; ATP-dependent protein folding chaperone; ATP binding. Bases 1 to 1884 code for a protein of 627 amino acids. Gene Ontology annotation, biological process: protein refolding; cellular response to unfolded protein.